Molecule: messenger RNA, 3279 nt
Organism: Sinocyclocheilus grahami
Lineage: Eukaryota; Metazoa; Chordata; Actinopteri; Cypriniformes; Cyprinidae
Product: RNA-binding protein 6-like
Exons: 18
Coding region: 54-3263 (1069 amino acids)
Biological process (GO): mRNA splicing, via spliceosome
Cellular component (GO): nucleus
Molecular function (GO): RNA binding
Source: RefSeq, a predicted model, not a curated record
UUCUGCACUCGAAACUCGUGCUAAGGGAGAGUUUUUAAGGAGAGGAGGGAACAAUGUGGAACAGUUCAAGACCUGGACCACGAGGAGGAAUGCCCUUUCGUGGGGAACCUCGUGGAGGCAUGUUUGAAGGCAGAGAUGGCCCAAGACCUGACUUCAGAGGUCAGGAUGGCAUGAAUAUGGACAGGUCACCCAUGGAUAUGAGGCGGUUUGACUGCCCACCUGAUAUGAGAGGACGAGACAUGGGUCUUCAUGACAGAGGAAGAGAGCCUCCCCGAGAUUUUUUCAGACCUGGAGAUGAAAUGGACAUGAAUUUUCAACGGCGCUUUGAAAUGGAUCAGAGAAACAACCUUCAGAAUUCUCCAGGUUUUAUGGGUCAGUCUAGGCCAUCGAUGGAUAUGGGUGGCAGAGAUAUGCAGAGUGGGAAUAUGAGAGGUCCAGAUGAUGGAUUCAUGAAUAUGAGGGAGAGGGAGAGAUUCCAGAUGGAUAUGCCUGGGCUUCCUCCCAUGGACAUCAGAAGGAGACUUGCCAUGGUGGCAAUGGGUGGAAAUGGAGAUCUUGGGGAUAUGAGAGACAGGGAGAGGCCACUGAUGGAAGGCAUUGAUGGGUUCAACAUGGACAUGCCUCCCAGAGACAGACCAAUGAUGGAUUUUGACAGACGAGGUGUCACCCCUCCACUUAAUCCAAGAGGGAGGUUUGAAUCUGAUAUGGAUCUGAGAAACCGCAUGGGGUCCUCCAAUGAUUUUAGAGACCAGCCUGCUCAGAUGUUUCGAGACAAUGAAGGCGUCCCCAUGGAUAUCAGAGGAAGACCUGAUAUGCCUUUAGGUCGUGGUGGCCCAGAACCCAUGAUCAGACCCGACGAGAUGACCCUCAGAGACAGAGAAUUCCCAGAGCCGAUGGACAGUCCAAUGGGCUUUAGAGGGAGAGAAAGUGAAACGCUCUCAGACGAGUGGCGCAAACAUGGCAUGAGAGACCGAGAAUCUCUUCCACCGAUGAUGGGCAGAACGCCACCACUUUUCCAGAGAGAGCUGAAUGACAAGUUCUUCUCUAACCGUGGAAAAGAUGUAGAUUUUGGAGAACGUCCCCAGUUCAAAGACAGAGACCGAGACGGGUUUCUGGGAAAAGACGGCACAGGCUUUAAUCUAUCAGAAAGAGACUCCAAACACCAAAACUGGGAGAAAAAUAUUCCUAGUGAUUUUCCAGGCAGAGAUCCAACUCAGAAGCCCCCUCUUCUUCCACUGGAUCCUCCUCUAAAUGCCCAAAGUAGAGAUGGAGAUAAAACCUGGCCUGGUGACAGAGAUGAAAAGCCUGAAAGAGCUGCACCUGCAGGAAGUAGACCGCCAUAUUUCCAAAACAAGAACCAGCCAAAUCAAGAGCAUCAUUUCGCAAGUGAUCGAGUGCCCUUUAAGGGUUCCAGUGACAUGGCUUUAGAUCAGGGACCACAGCGAGAGAGCUUGGUGUCUGGGCCAAAGGAACCCCAGAGUAAUAGAGGUGAGCGACAGGAUCAGGAUUAUAGAGACAUUGAUUAUCGCACCAGCUCAGGGCGCAAAUACGACUACAAUCUUGGGGAUCUUCAAGGACCUGAGAAAGACGUGAAGGAAUCCAAACUUGGUCCAACUCAACGACCAGAUGACUCUGGUUCUCAGGACCAGGAUUACAGGAGUGCAAGUGUCCAGGAUCAAGUCUCAAAAACCAUUGCCAUCUCUGGAAUUCCUAAAACUGCCACAAUGCAACAGAUUCUGGAUGCUUUCGCAGUCCGUGAUGGUGUGCCAAUGCAGGGCAUGAAAAUAAAGGAUGUUGUGCCAGGUUACAGCUACGAUACGGCCUAUGUGGAGUUUUUAAACCUCGAGGAUGCUGUCCACUUCAUGGAAUCCAACCAGGGAUCUGUUAAGGUUGGUGACAAGACUGCUCUGCUCAAAUAUAUCCAGCCUGACAAAAAUAUGAAAGAACAGCAUCAUGAACCACCAGCUAAAGCCGCUCCAGCCAGCGAUGACAAUUUGUUACCAAAUCCAGCCCUGCCACUGAAUAUAAAGGAGGAAACCGAUGCCAAGCCUGUGCAGGAUCCUGCCUCUCAAGGUGUGUGGCAAAGAAACUCCAACUUGACUCCUGAAGCAUGGCAACAGCAAGUAGACCAACAGCUACAACAGCAGGAGGUAGAGCAACAAUCGGAAGAAUGGACCAAUCAGAGAGCAUCUCGCCAAAACUUGCAGCACUCCGAUCCGGUCUUCAAAGAGAGCAAGACAAUGAUUAUCAAGAACAUUUUGCCUACCACCACCGUGGAGACCAUUCUGCAAGCACUCGAUACAUUUGCGUACCUGGAUGAGCGCAAUGUACGUCUGGUCAAAGGGAAGUCACCUGGGUCCAAAUGCUUCUGCUUUGUCGAUAUGGAUUCACAUGAGCAUGUGACGCGAUUGGUGGAGCUGCUCACCAAACCCCGCCCUAUCAUGAUUGAUGGGGUUAGAGUUUAUGCUGAAGUUGCCAAACCUUUGAAAAACCAAAACUAUAGGAGGGAAAAUGAUAAGUCAAACACUUCUCUCUUGGGUUUCCCUCCAGAUGUUAUGAUGCAACAACAACAUCAGUAUCAGCAGCCACAGCAACAAUUUUAUCCUCAGCCUUCUCAUACAACUAUGGGUGUUGCACCUUCCAUGCAAGAAUUGUCUGCCACCAGUGCAGAUGAAUUAUUCAAGAAGCCUCUUGCUCCACCAAAACAAAAAGAGGAAAAAUCAUCAAAGCGGCCCAUGGGCUCUCUUGGAAUGUUGGCGGCUGACUAUGGGGCAGGCAGCGACGAGGAGGAAGAAGAGAAACACGAGAAGCAGGAAGCUGCAGGGCCCGCAAAGAGUCAGCCACAGGCGGACGAGAAGGAAGACAAGUUGACAGAUUGGAAGAAGAUGGCAUGUCUUCUGUGCAGGAGGCAGUUCCCUAAUAAAGACGCUCUGAUCCGCCACCAGCAGCUCUCAGACCUGCAUAAGCAAAAUAUGGAGAUUCACCUAAAAAUCAAAAGGUCAAAGAGAGAACUUGAGGCUCUAGAAAACCAGGAAAAAGAGAUGAAAAUAAAACAGUCGAACGGUUCACCUGAAACAAAAAGAAGAAAGUCGCAAAACACAUGGGCCGGCAGCUCAAGGGACAGUCAUAAAGGCAGCGAGAGACCAGGUUUGGGUUUAGAAACUACUGAGCGGAAGAAGAAGGAACCCGUCGUCUGGAAUCAUGCCACGUACAAACAGGCAGUUCGGAAGGCCAUGUUUGCACGUUUCAAUGAGCUGGACUGAAAGUGAAAUGAAUGAA